Lactuca saligna is the source of this 615-nucleotide messenger RNA. NCBI's taxonomy places the organism in Eukaryota, Viridiplantae, Streptophyta, Magnoliopsida, Asterales, Asteraceae. The record is from the annotation of a GenBank genome assembly.
AUGGUGGCGACUGCCUCUCACCUUCGUCAGACCGACUCUAGCUCCAGUAAGCUUGCUUUGAUUAAGGCCGAGCGAGAUGAACUGAAAGUGAGUCUGCUGGAGUUAGAAAGGGAGAAGCGGUCGUUCAAGGAGUGCUAUGAUCUUUUGGCAAGGGAGAAAGCGUCUUUGGAGGACAAUAUGACUGCUUUAGAUGGAUUGAGGUUGGAGGAGGAUAUUGCGAGGAGGAAGGUUGCAUAUGAGGAUUUAGGGUGGUUGCUUCAGAAAGGCAUUGUCCAGGUGGUGGAUAAGAUUUUUGAGAGUAAUGAGUUUGCGUUGGGGGUUAAGCGGAUGAAGAUGGCAUGUUUGAUUGCCAGUGUAGAAAAUGGAAAACAGGUGAUUCAGGAGCAGGUUGCCACCAGAAAGCUUAUUUUCGGGGAAAUGGACGCUACUGCGAAGCAUGCUCAGGCGAUACAUGCUGCUAUAAAAUCUUUCAUGGAGACAAAUUUUGCCUCCUACCUUCGCCUGGGUGAGCUGGACAUAGGGGGCCUUCGCCAGAUGUGCGAUGAUCCUAACUCUGAGGAAGGCCAUCUUGAAGGUGGCUCUUCUCAGGUUGGACCUUCCUCCACUCCUAACUAA